Molecule: messenger RNA, 969 nt
Organism: Peniophora sp. CBMAI 1063
Lineage: Eukaryota; Fungi; Basidiomycota; Agaricomycetes; Russulales; Peniophoraceae
Source: the annotation of a GenBank genome assembly
AUGGCGAUCAAGUUGUCCCCCAAUCUUGGCCAUCUGGUCUAUGGAAUCGCCUUCCUCUCAGCCGCCCGCCUUGCUUUUGCUCAGAAAAAGGUUCUCAUAUACUCUUACGUGGCACCCGGCGAGUUUGUGCACGACUCUAUACCGACGGCAACGCAAGCUCUCAUCUCUCAUGGUUCUUCAAUAUCUAUCUCGUUCGACUCUACGCAAGACCCCUCUCAGUUUACCGCCCAAAACUUGAAGAACUAUGACGGCUUACUGUUCCUCAUGACCAUUGGAGAAGUCUUGGACUCGACUCAACAACAGGCGUUCCGGGAUUACCUCGACGGCGGCGGCAACUUCAUCGCCGUGCACGCCGCGUCUGACUGCUUAAGAAACACGAGCUGGUAUGGAGAAGAAGUUGGCGCCUACUUCGAUUACCAUCCCGAGCUACAGAACGCGACAGUGGAUGUGAUAGACUCGUCACAUCCUGCGACCAGUAUGCUACCCGCGCAGUGGCACGUACAAGAUGAGAUGUACAACUUCAAGAGCGACCCUCGGUCCAUCGGAGCUGUAGUUCUGCUCUCCGCCAACGACUCCUCAUACAAUGAUCCAGGCCCACGAAAGUUCAACCAAGGGACCCCUCAUCCAACCGCUUGGUACCAGGAGAAAGGCGCCGGCGUAGAAUCUAACGGUACAGCGGGCCGUUCCUUCUACACCAGCCUCGGGCACUUGAGCUCGACUUGGCAGGACGACCUAUUCUUGUCGCAUAUCCUAGGGGGAGUUCAGUGGGCUGUUGAGGCAACCGCCAGUACGAAUACGUCGUCGUCCGCGUCGUCUACUGCCUCAGCAUCCGCAAGCGCGACAUCCGCUAGUAGUGCAGCUGACUCAUCAUCCCCAGCAUCUCAAUCUUCCGGCACCCAGCUAGGCUCUAUGGGCAUGUGGGCGACAUCUUUGCUCUCUGCCUUAGGUGCACUCGUCUUUGUGCCCUGA